UCACAGUCACAGUUACUUUUUGCAAGGUGUUUGUUUCGUUACUUGCAACAAGUAACAGGUUUCAUUCGAGCAUGUGAAUUGCUUCACAAAGCAACACACAAAUGGAGAAUCUGGCAACAAAAAAGAAUUGGACGGAGGAGGAACGUCUGGAGCUAGCAGCACAGCUUGAUGCUGAGCUCGAUUCGUUUAUUGACAGCUUGGAGAAGAAACGCUACGAGGAAGGAUGGCCCGAAGACCGUUGGCAGGAGGAGAUGGACAAGCAUCCAUUCUUCAUGAAGCGGGCUCCACAGCCAGGUGACGAGGUACAUCCCAUGUUUGAGGGUCUGCAGAAGCUCAAAUACGACCCCGAGGAGAACACACUCGAAGAGCUGGCACUCAAUUACAAGGAAGAUGGCAACUUCUAUAUGAAGCACAAGAAAUUCCGCAUGGCCGUCUAUUCGUUCAGCGAGGGCAUCAAGACCAAGUGUGAGAAUCCCGAUGUCCUGUCGGUGCUCUACAACAAUCGAUCCGCUGCCCACUACUUCAUCAAAAACUAUAGAUCCGCCUUGAGCGAUGCACAACGUGCACUGUUCUACAAACCAGUCUAUACCAAAGCACGGUGGCGGGCUGCGCAGUGUGCGCAUGAGCUGGACAAGUUUGAUCUAUGCACGCAGUUGUGUGAGGAGCUGCUCGAGGUGGAUAUCGAUCACAAGGAGGCCAAGACACUGCUGCACAAGAACAAAAUGAAAAAGCUGGACACGGAACGCAAUGCUCGCAAGGAAGCAGCGGAUGCUAAACGCCGUGCAACACGCUUUAACAAACUGCGCGAUGCCCUGGAACAACGUGCUAUAAAAUUCGACGAUCAGCCUUUAAAUAAACGCCUAAACAUAAGCGAGGAGCUAUUACGUCCCAAGUUCUUGCCCCUCGAAGAUUUCCCAGUGCAUUUGGAUGAGGAUGGCAGCACUUUAGUAUGGCCCACAGCCUUUUCGUAUCCGGAAUUUCUACUCAGUGAUUUCCAGCAGCAGUUACCCGAAACCACAACCAUGUCCGAUUGCCUUAGCACGCUCUUUGCCGAACCGUUGCCCUGCGACAGGACUCUCAGUUAUCGCCCGGAAUCGGUGAACGUGUAUUACGAGAAUCGCAAGGUGGGCUGCGUGCACAAGGUGAACCCAAAGCUGACGCUGCGCGAGAUUCUGAAUGAGAAGGGUUUCUUUGUGUCUGGAGGAUCUCUGCUCUUUUACGUGGUGCCCAAAGAGUCGAGGGUCGAGCAGGAGUUUAUCCAUCAACAGCGACGACCUUUAGUCUACAGUUGAGCAAGCAAAUUAAACCAUUUAUUUUGGU
This is a messenger RNA of Drosophila albomicans, 1320 nucleotides long. RefSeq names its product DNA polymerase interacting tetratricopeptide repeat-containing, protein of 47 kDa (gene Dpit47). NCBI's taxonomy places the organism in Eukaryota, Metazoa, Arthropoda, Insecta, Diptera, Drosophilidae. Gene Ontology annotation, molecular function: Hsp90 protein binding. Bases 102 to 1292 code for a protein of 396 amino acids. The transcript has 2 exons. The record is from RefSeq and is a predicted model, not a curated record.